Molecule: messenger RNA, 1239 nt
Organism: Talaromyces atroroseus
Lineage: Eukaryota; Fungi; Ascomycota; Eurotiomycetes; Eurotiales; Trichocomaceae
Exons: 2
Coding region: 1-1239 (412 amino acids)
Source: RefSeq, a predicted model, not a curated record
AUGAGAGUACAUCUUGUAGUUCGCAAGUUCGUCACCUAUCUCGCUGCUUUUCAGUCCUUGGUGACUGCAUUUCCGUUCGAUGUUGACAACUAUGCAUCUGUCGCAACAAGUGCAAGUUCUACUGAGAGCCAGAACAUUAAACGCCAAUAUGCCUACGUCACGACAACCGUACCUGAAACUAUCACUUAUACCAGCACUAUUUAUCAAAGUGUAACAUUCUACAUGACGUACACCCGAUACGCAAUGAGGACUAUAACCAUGAACGUGGUUUCAGUGGCUUCUAACCCGCUAAAUGCUGCAGAAUAUAUUUCAUCCACUCAUACAAUUACAGUUACGGAAGCAAGGACGACAAAAGCAACAGCAACAAGAAUAGAAGAAGCAGUAACCCCAGGGCAAGAAGCCCCUGGGACUGCUUUCACUGUAACCCAGACUGCGACUCAGCGAUCUACGAUCACUGAUACCACUCAAGAUGCUUCCAGUCUAGUGAAAACGUCAAUGAUCACCAUUUUUCGAACAACCUUAGUGACAGGACCUCCAACAAUUAUAACACUAUCGCGAACAAGUUUUACGACGUCAUGGCAAGAAGAUAUUAUAAGCACCAGGACUGUUGGGGUUCCGAUGAAAAGGUCUCUGCUUGCAGAUGAGGCGAACAGUUCUAUCAUACCGAAGAAUAUUGCCACUUCGACUGAAUUCACUGUGACUGGUACAGCACCAGUCAUAAGACAUCUCGUACCGUUGACGGGUCGAAGUGUGGUUGUCACUGUUAGUGAAACUGUGACUCCGUCAACAUCGGUGGUUGUCACUGUAACAGUCACCGUCCCUGGUGUUUGGAUAACCAGUACUAUCUUUACUGGAACUAUAGCGAUUACUGCAAUAAAUACGGCAGCUCCUCCGGUGAGCAACAUUGGAUCAGAUAAACCAGCAGACACCAGAACAAUUACAAUGACCCAAACAACAACAGCGUUGGUAACUAUUAUUAGCAGCGAGCCCGCAUCCAGAACGCCUCAAAUAGCUAAUGAUGCCCCAAAUGUAGUGGCAGGAGGUACAGAGACUGUCACUGUGACUGUGACGGAUAUCGCCACGGUACCUGCUGCAAAAACAGUUUCAAGUACCAUCACUCAUUGGGUGACACUUACUGCACUGCCGCGAUUGAGUACAACGACUCAGACAACGACCAUAACCAGGACGAGUGUAACUGAUGUGAUCUAUGUAAAAUAUGUGGGAUUCACAAAUGGUUAG